CUCAUAGCGCCUCGGUUUUUGGGUUCAGACGUCCUACGUCUUCGACAUUAUUUCAGUCUUGUCUCCAACCAAUUUUCUGGCGUUACUGGCGAGCAACACUUUCGACUCGUCUGGGACCAUGUUCUCUGAAUUGUCUUUUGGCAAUGAUCAGCAUACGGCAUUGGGAGUUCAGAAGCUGGCAAGCUUCGCACUCGUCUUUUCUUGGUCAAUGGUUCUGCGUCCUUCUCUACCAAUCUUGAGGGUUAUUUUGGCGUUUUCGGUUGUUUCUUUGCUAUUUCGGUCUUUGCUUUUUUCUCUAUUAUGCCGCUAUUGUUUUCCUAUGGUUUCUUUCCAAUCGCGUUCUCUAUCUUCCCACGACAGAAGGGUUGCAUUGUUGUGGCAUUUUGGGGACGGGCGUUUGCUGGGAAAUCCAUGGGACAGAACAGGGACCAGUCAGGAGGCGCGAUCUAUCGAUUUUUCAAACUUCUUGGGACGAGAAAAGCAUAGGACCAUUCACACUAGACAUUAUCUUCCUAUCUCUCAAACUCAAAGGAUUGCUUUUCGAGACAAGACCUCGAAUCUCAUUCUCCUCGUCGCCCUCCCUUCAAAAUUAUAUCUUCUCGUACCAGCACCUCAUUCAGUCUGGUCUUCGUAGUAGACUCCCGAAUCAACAACGACGUGCGUACUUCUUGGUCAAGAUCAGAGCGAC
Molecule: messenger RNA, 688 nt
Organism: Aureobasidium pullulans EXF-150
Lineage: Eukaryota; Fungi; Ascomycota; Dothideomycetes; Dothideales; Saccotheciaceae
Exons: 2
Coding region: 119-634 (171 amino acids)
Source: RefSeq, a predicted model, not a curated record